Messenger RNA from Spodoptera exigua (beet armyworm), 2663 nucleotides. The record is from the annotation of a GenBank genome assembly. NCBI's taxonomy places the organism in Eukaryota, Metazoa, Arthropoda, Insecta, Lepidoptera, Noctuidae.
GUACAUAUUGAGCUUGUAAAGUUGGUCAUUGAGUCCUUCCGGUUGUGUCUAUGACUACGCUGCCAUUUUGAAACGGCAGUGCUUUUUGUUCGUGUGAAGCGCUUGCUCGUUGUGAGGAGUAGAUUGUGAUUUAGUCAAGUGUAGUUUUAUUAUAAGUCGAACUCAAUCAAAAUGAGCUGGCAAGAUUAUGUCGAUAAACAGUUAAUGGCAUCCAGAUGUGUUACAAAAGCUGCGAUUGCCGGUCACGACGGGAAUGUCUGGGCCAAGUCGGAAGGCUUCGAAAUAUCAAAAGAUGAAGUCGCCAAGAUAGUGGCCGGUUUCGACAAUGAAUCAAUGUUAACGAGCGGGGGCUUGACGAUAGCGGGUACACGGUACAUCUACCUCAGUGGCACAGACCGCAUCAUACGCGCAAAACUUGGCAAGGUCGGCGUGCACUGCAUGAAGACACAGCAAGCCGUCGUAAUUUCUCUGUAUGAAGAACCCAUCCAACCCCAGCAAGCCGCAUCCGUAGUGGAGAAGUUAGGAGACUAUUUAAUUACCUGUGGUUAUUAGAGAUCGAAGCGCGCCGUGAUCUAAGAAUACUAUAAGAUAAUAUUUUUUCCACAGGGAAAUAAGUAACUGCAUUUUGUAUAUUCUAUAAAGUGAUAAGGACCGUUCAUUUGUUUUGAUAUUCGAUAAAUUAUGGCGUCAUCAGUGCGUGAUGCGUUUAGUAACUGUGUGCAGAUGCAAUUACUUUGCGGAUUUUGGACCCUUUUUUUACGCUCACCGCUUCCAUAAAGUAAUUGUGUGCUGUAAUGGUAUAAACAUGUAUUUUAAAGUUUGCUUUUAUUGACCAGUAAGCAGCUUUGCAAGCAGGUCUCAAAGCAUGAUGUAUAGAGAUUUUUUUAGGUUUCUUCUCAAGCAUUCUGAUACUUUAUCUGGCGUGUACAAUGAUCUAAAUUAUAAUCAAGGUAGACUUUAAAUAUCGUCACUAGCCAUCUAGACACAAAUGCCCACGUACAGAUGCUUGAAAAGAAUUAUAAUAACCACGUAAUGAAAUUACUGUAACAACAUUAUACAACAUAUAUAUAUAAUUAUAAAUAGCAUUCGUGUAAGGGCUUGUUACAAAUUGAAAGACACUGUAACCCAAGUAUUACGAUUUUAAUUGAAGAUCUCUAGUCCCACUGGAACCAUCGUGUGAGUAAUAUCCGACACAUGAGUGCGUGGCAAACGAGGUUCGGGCCACGACGCGCCGCGGUCCGUCCUCAUAGCCCGCUAUUACAUUUUUCUGCUAUGCUUUCUUUUAAUUGUGCCGCAUUUAUAAUCUUGUGUAGUGAAUAAUAAACAUUUUGCAUUCUGUUCUAUUCUAUAUCUUAGCUGCAGAAAUAGAAGCGCUCAAUUACCCUGUAUCCUCAGACAAGGCUUGCAGUAAACGAAGGGUGCAUAUUGUUUAUAUUUGAUAUUACUACUAUAGCUUUGUACAUUGUUUCUGAUAAGCGAUGGGAACUGUGUCUAUCUAAUAAUAAAAUGAUUUGUAUUAUAAUACGUUUGUUUUCCUUCAUUAUAAAACUAAAUGAGAUGGAGCAGGCAAAGGAAGUAUACAAUAAAAUACGAAAGCAUAAUUGCUAAUGAACAUAAUUUUUAUUUUCCUUUUGACAAAAUCUACAGUAUUAAAGAGUUAAGUACACUCGAUUACAAGGAUUGGUAUAAAAUGUUAAACUUGUAGCAAUAAUAAAAUCUAUCAAGUGAAUUUGGUUCUUUAGCUUCAAUAUUCGAGCAAAGUUUUUUAGUAAUAUGGUAAAUAAUAGCGAUGUGGUUUAGUUUUCCAGUGAAGUAAACAUGUAUACAAUUGAUUAAUUACUUUGCUAGAGCGUUUUAUAACAUGAAAUAAAACGCCUUAUACUUGCUACGUGGUUAUCUACAUUUCUACAAUUCUAUUUAUAUGAAAAGAAAAUUCUUGCCGUGUAAUAAUAAAAUACGUACUUAUCACAUCUUAGAAAUAAAUUAUGCGUUGAUCAAAGCACGAAUUAUACAAACCAAUACACAAUGUUUGAUAUACCUAUACAUCAGAAUUAUUAAAAUAAUAAUACUCCGAUUUCCACAAGCCAACACGACUUAUUUGCUACUAAGAUUCCAUAACCAAUUUCGAUCGGUUACCGAAAAUGUACUAUAAUUACUCAAAUACGUACGUACUCGCACAAAUUGAUUAGGUAAUAAUUUUAAUUGAUCAAAAUGACAUGUCACAUGACUCCCAUAUUAAACAAGUUUAAAAAAUAUAUUUGUCAUGUUCGUUCAAAGACACUUCUGAAUCGUUUUCACAGAAGUACCCAUUAUGGAUCCGCUACACCUAUCUUUCAUAAUACAUUUCUUGAUUGCCAUCGCUGAGGGCUAGGAAUUCAAAACGAAUCGUGGUCAGGUCGAGAAUCUCCCAUGGUGUUUCCUCAAGGAUGCUCUAGAGAGUAGUGGCGAGAUUUUUUCCAGAGACUCCGGAAGAACCCUUUGCGUUGUUUCUGUCCUGGAUGCUCCUCGCCUGUUAACAAAGAAACAAAAUGUCGGUUAAACCCCAAUCAAACUAAAGCGGCUUGUCUACGGAGCUUUUUCUAAUCGACGGUAAACUUCUAAAACUCUAUCAGCUUAUACUUUGCAGACACAGCUUUAUGAAAGGUUCGUUUUUUUUCAUAUGC